AUGUUUUCUACUUCGUUAACAUCGACGAUUCGUCAACGUGCUAAAUAUGAAAAAGAAUUAGUGCAAUCAAUUCGAAUCUAUCUCAAAGAAAAUAAUUUAAUUUUACGACGAACAACUGAUCAAAGAAAUAAUUUCUACCUUGGCAAUAGAAAAGAUUUUGAAGAUAAAGCAAAUGAAUAUAUAAUGAAAACAGAUGAUUUUGAAUAUUGUCAAGAUGUCAAUGAAACCAAUCUGCGACAAACAUACAAAUAUUUAAAUGAGAUUGUAAGAUCAAUAAACUCAGACAUAAAAAAAAUGUUUGAUAGUAAAAAAGGUAAAGACAAUGAUCCAAUGAAAUUACAUAUCGAUUUUGAUCAAAUUCAAUUAUCAUAUUUAUAUUUCUUACCUGAUGUUUCUAAAAGAAAUGAUAUAUCGUUAAAAGCAAUCAUAGCAGGAUCAUCCAAAUCUAGUAUAACAUCACGAUUGUCUCAAUUUUUAGAUGAAUUACUUCGACCUAUUACUCAACGUGCUAUAGAACCAACUACAUUUAUCAAUGGUAUUGAUUUUCUUCAAAAACUAAAUCUAUACAUUAAUGAUAAGAAGAAUGAUUUUAAUUCAAAAACAAUGUUGGUAACAAUUACUAUUAAAAAUUAUCAUACUAUGAUACCUCAUGGAAAAAUGCUUACAACCCUCGAAAACUUUCUAAACGAUCAACUCGGUUAUUCGGCGUUUGUAGGAAAUAUUUCUCAAAGAAAAGCUCUCGAUUUAACAGGAUUAUUUUUAAGAAAUAAUUAUUUUUAUUAUAAUAAUAAAAUCUAUCGUUGUACAAGAGGUAGUCCAAAAGGUUUAGUAUUGAGUGAAACAUUAUGUCACAUCUAUGCAUUCCAUUGGCAAAAGUUAUUAUUAGAAAAACUUUCAUUACCAACACAAUUUUAUGGCAGGUAUAAUGAUUUUUCUUGUUUUUAUCACACUCAAACAAAACUUAUGUCAAAAUCAAAUCUUUUUUUUACAUGGAAUCGAUCAACAAAUGCACUUCGUGAAAUUCUUCAAACUUUUGGUAGUGAACAUGCACAUAUAGAAUUUGAUAUAAAAAUAGAUUCGACUGUUCCAUUCUUAGAUGUACAUGUUGAAAAUUAUCAUGGUACAUUAUUUACUCGUGUUUAUCAUGAUUCAAACAGUCAAAAAUAUACUUUAUCGUAUGUAAUUGGUAAUUCUAGAAGCGCACAUAGUCAUUGGUUACGAUCGGCACUCAUACGUACAGUUCGUUAUUGUAUAUCUGUCUAUGAUUUUAAUCAAGAACGACUUUAUUUACAAGCAACUUGUUUAGUUAAUGGUUAUUCAUUAGAAUUUAUUGAUGAUCGUGUUCGUCAUUUUUUUAAACAUUUUGAUGGUAUAUCACUUCUUUCAGUUUCGAAUCAAGAUGAAUAUGAUAAACUUCGUCGUCGUCUAAUGAAUUAUAUAGAUGAACAAAAAGAAUAUAAUUUCAAAAAUAAAGAAUUAGAGAAGAAUAAACAAUUGAUUCGAUUGAAUUAUUUACAUGAAUUUGGUCGGAAACACGAAUUUAAUAGACAAUUAAAAGAAAUCUUAUCAAACAAGUUGGUCGACAAAAAGAUUCCUUUUAUAAAACAACAAUUAACGAUUAAUCUUAAAACUAUCCAUCAAUAUUCAUUAAACGGUUUAUUAAGUCAACAAAAACCAUCUCAUCCAUUAUUCAAUAAAGAGAAAAUGUUUUUCUAA
Molecule: messenger RNA, 1716 nt
Organism: Adineta steineri
Lineage: Eukaryota; Metazoa; Rotifera; Eurotatoria; Adinetida; Adinetidae
Source: the annotation of a GenBank genome assembly